This is a messenger RNA of Nothoprocta perdicaria, 4714 nucleotides long. RefSeq names its product protein FAM110C-like. The record is from RefSeq and is a predicted model, not a curated record. Gene Ontology annotation, cellular component: cell cortex. Gene Ontology annotation, molecular function: alpha-tubulin binding. NCBI's taxonomy places the organism in Eukaryota, Metazoa, Chordata, Aves, Tinamiformes, Tinamidae. The transcript is spliced from 2 exons. Gene Ontology annotation, biological process: regulation of cell projection assembly; positive regulation of cell migration. The coding region runs from base 11 to 1108 and encodes 365 amino acids.
UGGAAGUGCUAUGCCCACGGAAAUCUGCCGGGCGGUGGGAAUGCACGCCAUCUCGGACUUCCACCCGGCGCUGCCCGUGCGGCUGCUCCGCAAGGGGCCCGAGUACCUGCGGCGGCAGCUGGAAGCCGGCACCCCGGGCAGGAAAAGCGCUGUGGAGCGGCUGGCGGCUGAUAAGGCCAAGUACGUGAAAAGCCAGCAGGUAAUCGGCACCAAGCAGGAGCCCGUCGUCGCCCUCAGCUCCGUGUCGGGCAGCAGCGGCGGCAGCUGCUCCGUGGGGAGCGACCGCGGCGCGCGGGAGCGCGGCGGGAGCACGGGCGCCCCGGGGCCGGAGGCGGCCGCGACGCCGCGUGCCUGCCGCGGCCCCGUGUCCCGCGGGCCCCCCAUCGCCCGCCGCGGCACCCCCAGGAGGCAGGUGCGCCCCGAUUCCCUCGUCAUCUACCGCCAGAAAUGUGAGUUUGUGCGAGGCCAGAGCCAGGACAGCCCGCGAGGGAGCCUCGUGCGGAGGCUCUUCCAGGGGCCCCCAAAGGAGAAGCCGUUCGGCUCCGACGAGGUGCCCGGCACAAUCAUGGAGGUGGCCGGCAGUGAGGAGAGCAGGGCGCCCGUGCCCGCAGGCUGCGGCGCCCGGCAGCCCGGCAGCCCUGGCCUGGAACCAGCUGCCGUCCCCUCGAGCACCACCGGAGCACCGGGCCGGCGCCCGGCACCACGUGGACGACCCUCACGGCUGCCCCCCGCGCCCGAGGAGGGCACGCGGAGAGGCCUCCACCGCUCCCAGUCGGACAUCAGCUCCCGCUACUCCAAGUCCUUCUCCGAGUUGGACCCCUUUUUCACGUACUGCGGCCUGGACCCGGAGGUCAUCGAGGACCUCGGCAGGGAGAACUUCUCGGCGGCUUCCGACGGCGUCUCCUUCAAGGUGCGCAGCGUCAGCGUGGCGACGUCCGAGAGCGACUUCACGCGGCACAGCGGGGACGAGGGGCUGCUGGAGGACGAGCUCACGGAGCAGGUGCCCAGCAGCACGUCCAUCGUGGAGCGCAACGCUCGCAUCAUCAAGUGGCUGUACACCUGCAAGAAAGCCAAGGAGGCCAACGCGGCGCUGCGGGAGCUGGCGUGACGGCGCCGCCGAACCCCAGACUCCCUGACUUGGAAGAUGAACAUCACCAUCCACAGGAAGAAACUCUUCCCUCUUCUGGCUCAUGACGACUUUGUCCAAGAUUAGCAUUUUCUUAUUGCCUCCUUCCCUCUUCCCUGUGCCCAGGCAGCAUUACUCCUUGCCACAAGCAUGGGGAUGCUCAAGAGCACAACAAGAAGCAGAAGUUGGGAACUGUGCCACAGUGGGACAGCAGGAAAUGGAUGUUCCUGGAAAAGCGAAGCAUGACUGCAGCUACAGUAGACAGUGACAUGCAGCAGCAGAUUACCACUCCUGGGUUUUGGAUGUCCUGGGGGAAUGUGGCAGAAGGUUUGUGUUGUGUGCCCAUCUCCUUCCAGCCAAGCAUUUGUCAAUGGUGAUGGGAGGAGAAAGUGGGAAUGAGGUGUUAAUAACCCCUGGGUCAGGCACUCCCUUCGCUGGAGACAGGCUCCACUCGGCGCUGUCUUUCCAGGGCUGUUUAAACACUGCUCAGCCUGAUAUCAUUAGAUGCUGUUUGCCUGGCUGGCAAGGGCUAAUGUGGCAGUUUUAUCUGGGAUACUUGGCAAACAUGCUGGAAGCUGAAUCUCUGCAAGCCUCAGCUUCUCUAAAAGUGCCCAAGCUGAAUUAAAGUACCUUGUAUCCAUCUAGUCUACCCAGCCACACAGCUUGCUCAGCCAGUGAGAAAACAAAGCAUUAAAAUCCCUGCCCAAAAUUUGUUCAGGAGCAUGGUUCCAAGAAGCAAGUAGUCCAAAAUUGGAAAGGAUUUUAUAUGGAUAUUACAUUGCUCCAGAAUAGUAGAAUUUACAUUUAUGCAGACUUGGUUUGCAUUGUUUCUCUGAUGCUGCCAGAGUGAGUUUCAUUUCAGCAUUUGGAAGCCUGUGAUAUAAUACAUUUAAGUUUUUGCAGCACAAGUAAUGGGUUUAUGGAAUCCAUUAGCAAAUUGCAUCCCAGACAAUGUAAGGUUGCACUUCCCUGGCAUGAGUUUGGAGCAGCACUGUGCUGUCUGCACUGCAAGCAAUAAGACAUGCAAAACCAUGCCAGAAAUAAAAGUCUGGAUGGGGUAAGAUCCCAAGUGUAGACAGCAAUUUACUCAGUAUCAUCAAUAAAAUAGUAAUACUUAUUGGAAAUGGACAACCUAAAUGCAUUUUAAAAGCUGAAUAAAAGUACUUUGGAUCGUCAGUGCAGUGAAUAGAUCCUUUGCAAAUUUCUCGCAGAAUUUGCUGGCUAUGCCUUAGAUAUUUACCCCAAUCAGCCAUUGCUUACUAAAAGCUGCUUUACACUGAAGUAUUUAUUUGCAAAUAUUAUUACUAACCACAAGAAGAAGUUGAUUAGAAAGCCAAGUCUGUGAUAGCUGCCCUGAAGUCAAAGGAGUGACAACAACUCGAAUUUAGAGUGCUGCAGAGGUGAAAAGUUUACUUGGUGUUACCAUGGAUAUGGUGUCCUGUUUGCAGUGCUGGACCUUACCUGCCUGUCAGACCUGUACUGUAAUGGGUCCAGAAAAAUGAGAUUUCAUUCCCCACAUUCCACUCGGGUUGUACACAGCCAUGGCUGAGCUAGCAGUGCUUGCCAUGGUCUGACCCUGAACAGCUACCAGCACAUCGGGGUGGGAGCAGAGAUAAAAUAAGCACUAGAGAUGCAUUUUUAAGGGCUCGUUAUUCUUGAUAAAUAAGCCUGUGAAAGUGAGAAGGGCAGAAGUGAACCAUAACAACUCAGUAAAGCAUUCAUCAUAGGAAGAGCUAUUUUGUAUUUUAAAUUCUACAAACUGUGCGCUGACAGACUUGCCCUUUAAGUGCUUAUCUAAUGUUUUAGUUAACAUCACUUAAAUUCACAGCAAGGUUGCCUGCUUGAAUUUGCAUAAAUCUUCAAAGUGCUUUUUAGUUGCCGGAUAGUUAGUUCUCAAUUACAGUAACUGUUUGAGAAUGCAGGGCAUCUGUCUUUAUUGUUUUAGUGUUAUAUGCAAAGUCUACAUGCCUGAAGUUGUCUAGAUAGACAGAUAAUAUUUCCUGAUAAAGUAAUUGUUGAGUCUGCUUUUCACUAGCAGACAACUGAAUACUUUGCAUUUUGGAGCAUCUGCAAACUUAGAGGGAAGCUAGCACAUGCUAUUUUUAUUAAAUUUCUGUGUGUAUUUGUUACAUUAUUAUUGAAAAAUGGUUCUUGGAAAACUAUAUCUCAAAAUGCUGCUAAUAGGAUAGGAGUUAUGCACCUAAGGUGCAGUUUUUAAGUAACAGUCUAGAUUUAUUAGUCAGGAACAUAACCUGCUGUAUCUGCUCUUUUCAUACUCACUUUGCAAGAUACUGUACCAUAUAAUUAUUUAUAUGCUUUUGUCAAAAGCUAACAACUUCUCUUCCUGGAAAUUACAUAUGAAUGACUAACAGCUAGUAGACAGCUUAUAUGUCAGGAAAAGUCUUUUGCCUUACAAAUCAGUGCCCCAGCACAAUAGGAUUGUUCUGCUUCGUUUCCAGAGGAGAGUUUAAUUUCAAUUUCAUUUGUUUCCAUUUGUUUCCUGUUCAUUUUUGUUUGUUUGUUUGUUUUGUUUUGUUUUCUAUCAGAACUUAAGUUAAGCUGAUAGUACUAAGAAGAAAAAGGAAGCUGCAUUGGUAGUGAGUGUUAAACAUUAGGUAGGAAGGUGUUCAAUUUGUCUGAAAAUACGCAUCAUCGGGGAAGAUGUCAUCAAAAUCAGGGAAAUUUUUUUUGAUAGAGCUUAGUGAAAUCAAAAUUUGCCUCGUUCUGAUUUUUUUUAAUCCCACUUUCAUAAAUCUGACUUUAUGAACUGUUCAAUGGUGCUGUGGUGGCUUUUCACACUGAUAGUUGGCAAAAUUUACCUGUCUCUGGCUCCAAACUUCCCAAGGUAUUAUUUACUUCACGGAGCAUACGGACUUCUCUGAGAUCCUUCCCUGAUAAGCUAUUCAUUCCCUUCAUUUAAAAAUCUUCUGGAUAAGCUAAUACUUUCCCAAGUAUACCAGGAAGAGAGCAGCUGACAAUCCUUCUUUCUCCAUACAUCUUGACACUGGUUAUCUGCCGUGCUUGCUCCAAAGCAGUGGGAGCAGUGUACUUGCCUGAGGUCCUGUAACUUUCUUUCUUUCCUUCCUCUUUCUGGGUGUUUCAGUCAUGCCUCUCAAAAUGGAGAAAACAGAUGUUAAUCUUACCAAUAUUUGUCUUUAUUAUUAUUAUUAUUUCAUUAUAAAAGACUUGUGAUUCGGAAAGGGAUUUUUUCAGCGUCUGUGAUAAGCUGAAGGGGGCUGUUGGGGACUGAACAAAAGUUUUGCCAGUUGAGUCUUCUUGGAAACCUGAACUCAGGGCUGAGGGAGAAGACUGGAUGUUUUUGAUUAACCAGGCCUGUGUAGACUUAGUGAAACGGAGUGCAAGCGUGCGGGGCUCCCUGCUAUUUCUACCCCAGCGUUUCAAAGUGCAUGGUUUCCGUGACGGGGCCAAGGUCCGUGGCUCCAGCACAACAGAUGAAAGAUACAGAGGCUGGCUUUUUAUGGCCUGGAAGCUACUAUCUGCAAAAAAAAAGGCAUUGGAUGGAGACUGUAGCUCUUGUAAAUACAUUGUAAAUAUUUAUAUAUGUAUAGGACUCAAAAUAACAAAUAC